Molecule: messenger RNA, 3068 nt
Organism: Dimorphilus gyrociliatus
Lineage: Eukaryota; Metazoa; Annelida; Polychaeta; Dinophilidae
Source: the annotation of a GenBank genome assembly
GAAAAGUUCAUCAUACAAUACGAAAGCUGCUUAACAAAAUGUUGGUUAAAUGUGUGAUAAUUUUUAUUCUAACAGCAGGAAAAUUUCUAUUUGUCAAGAAUUCACAAGUAAAUAUAGCCAGAAAUCGUCAAGCAUUUCAAUCAACAACUAGAGUUUAUUCUCCCGAUGAUACUUCAUAUGCCUACAGAGCUAAUGACGAUAACAUUAAUAUACAUCAUCUGCCACAAACUGUUAUCUUUCAAUGCAGUGCCACUUCAGCAUAUGAAACUGGUUCAUGGAUUUCUAUUGAUCUUGGGAAAAUAUACUUAAUUACAAAGGUUAUGGUACUUAGCAGAGAUACUAAUCGUUAUAAGGAUCUCAAAAAUUUUACAAUCUAUGCUGAAGAUUUUCCAAAGAGUACAAAAAGGAAUUUCUGCUAUUAUAAAGAAAAUAUAGUGAAGAGAGCUCUAUCAACAGCAUUAUCUUACUACGAAACAUACGAUUGCGCUGUAAAUGCAAUUGGAUCUUUUCUUACAGUUGAUCAUCUGGCUGGAACUAAAUACCUAUCAUUGUGCGACUUGCAAGUGUUUGGAGAUUUUAUAAAAGAGCGAGAUUAUGACAUAAUUGACUAUACGAACAACAAAUUUUACGCGGGAACUCCAUUUAAUCCUAAUCUACAACUUUCACAUUUAAUGGAUAAUAAUCUCACUACAUUUUUUCGCUCAAGGAAUGAAGAAAACAUAAAUAAGUUACCAUUUUUUAGAUUGGACUUGGAAUAUUACUACGAAAUAUAUGGUUUGAUUGUAGUUGGCGCUACGUCAGCAAACUCAAAAGAAUUUUCCUUCAUGUAUAUAUCAAUUAGCGACUAUCCACAAACAAUGAAAUCUACAUUGAAUAAAUAUUGUGUUGAAAAUUUUAAUCCCGCACAAACUAGCUAUAAGGAUGGGAAAAGUUACAUUUUUAAAUGUUCACAACCAAUAAGAGGGCAAUAUAUAUUAAUUCAUAUGAUUGAUGAGAAUGAUGUUAAAUCAAAACAUUUCUUUGAAUUUUCCGAACUAUUUGUUUAUGGAAGAAAAAUAGGAAAUCCGAAUUCGAAUCGGAAUACAAAAGACAUUGUUGCUAUGCAUGAAAGUAGUAUCGACAGGAAGAGCUUUUUACUAGAUGGAAUAUAUAUUUCAAGAGGUUCAUCUUUCGAGCUAAAUCAAGUAAACAAUAAUUACGUCAGAGCAACACUUUCACCACCUAUUGAUAUAAAAGUUUUUUGCAUUACAGCAAAUCAUGCUGGAACAGUAAACAAUGGAAUAAGAAUUACAAUAAAAGAUAUAUCUAAUGUACAAAAAGCUUAUUUAUUAAGUGGAAAUUAUAGAUACGAGCAAACUGUUUGUGAGAUAAUCCCCGAAACUCAGGCAUCUCAGAUUGAAAUUACAUCACUUGGUUCUCAUGCUAUAUUGGAGGUUGAGAUUUUCGAAAGAGGUAUAAUAUCAACUAAAUUUAAAAUAAUGACACAAAUCAUUCAUGUUUAUUCAUCAAAAAACAUAAGCUAUUAGCAACGAUACUAAAAUAAUUAUUUGGGUUAACAUAUAAUACUUCAAAUCAUAUCGAAUAACUGAUUUUUCGAACACUAUAGUUUUAAUAGCCAAAUAAUUGUUACAAUCAACAUAUUUUCUUGUCUUCUUAUGUGUUAAGGAAAAGGUUAUAUACUUUCAAUUAGCUUGUUUCAUAACAUAUAAUUUGUUGUCAUCAGAUAUUAUACAGAAAGCUGGGUUUAAAAUAUUUAGCGAAACUGCCAUGGUUUUUGGAGUAAACUCUAGCGGAAAUUCUUUAAUUACCGAACCAUCUACAUUGGAUAAUAGAGCAAGACGAUUUUGCUCUGGUUGAAGGAUUACGAUUCCAAAGAGUAGUGAAUGCAUUUCGGAGAAAUUUUCACUUGUUUGAAAACUACGAAUUUCAUUUCCAGUUUGCAAAGACCUAAUUUCUAUAUCAUCUUGUUUCGUGCAGAAAUAUUUACCUACUUGGAAAUCGAUAUGCUCUAGGUUAUCGAAUAAAGAUGACCAUAUUUUAGCACCCUCUCUGUUGAACAAUGUCACUCUUCUGUCAUGGUGAACUAAAGUUUUGUUCUCAGGAAUGCAAUACGCUUCGCUCACAUCGUCAACUCUAAUAAAAUCAGUAAAUGUUAAGGACUCUACUUCAACUUCGCUUUUCUUGAUUAUUCCGUUGAUUCUAUCGCAGAAUAGGAUAUAAUUUCCCUCUGGACUAACGGAAAAGCUGCUAAAUUUAUGUUGCUCCCUCCAUCUAUUCCUUAUUACCCAAGGUGUUACGCCAACAUUUAUAACAAAUAUCUCUGUACCAUUUGACCUAUUCAUCAGAAACAAAUUUGUUCCAUUGAUAAGAAUUUUUGAAGAAUCACUCAUAUGCUGGUUAAUGUUUUCGCAAGACUGCAGAGUGAGGUCAUACAUAAAACCUUCUUCAGUAUGAACUUCUGCUAUUGGGCCGUCUAAUUGUUCUAGAAUAUCUAAUUUAGUAUCCUUAGAAAUAAUUAUCGCUUCUAGUUCUAGUAAAGUUUCUUUCAUUAGUUGUUUAGCAUCUUGAAAAAUAGGGUUUCUGAAAUUUGUAAAUUCAGUUUUACCGUCCGAGAGUUUUUCUAAAUUUGUUUUUGUUAAUUCAUAUUCUUUAGUGAUGUUUGCAAGUAUUCUUUCCUUCUCAUCAAUCAAUUUUUUUUUCAAGCGUUCAAUGUGAUUUUCAAGUUGUUCUGCAACGGUUCUACGUUUCUCUUCCAACAUUCUCUUUAAUGCCCUUAUGGUCGCCUCAUCUCCAGUAUCAAAAUAUUGACGAAACUCACUUUGAGGAACAUCCUCAGGUGGAGAAAAAUCAGGUGAACGCCUCGUCUCUUUCACAAUUUGCCAGGUGUUGUUACAAGAAGUGCAACGGAUGAUAUUAUGAGUAUCAUUAGCCAUAGUUAUGUUCAAUGUAUCUCACUCUUACGCUACACAAUGUCUAUGUAAAAUAUAUCUAGCUUUUUAUUACAUUUGUCCGCCCCUAGACCUAGAGAUUGAGGCCAUUUUGAGAAAACAAUAGCAUACUUCCCUAAU